GCGGGCCUCCGGUCCCCUCCGCGCUGUGGGCGGCCGGUGCCGAGGCUCCGCGCCCCCCGGCCGCACCAUGUUCAAGAAACUGAAGCAGAAGAUCAGCGAGGAGCAGCAGCAGCCUCCGCCCACGCCGCCGCCCCCGGCCCAGGUCACUCUGAGCCCGUCUACCCCAUCACAGACCAGGAACCGGACGUCUUCGCUUGUUGAACAGAGUGAUGAAGGUACACCAAACCGAGAGCUGCUAGCCGGGAUGAUAGCAGAGCCUGCUUUUCUCUCUGAGUACACUAUCUUUGCUCUGGAUCCCUCCAAGCCAGCUAAGCCCCCGAGUGACCACAGCGCGAACGCAGUUACGUUGUCAUCACUCAAAGCGGCCGAUGGGGUUCACGUCAACGGGCCAAGUCCCGCUCAGCCAACUGACACGCAGACCUUUGCCCAGAAGCUCCAACUCCGGGUCCCAUCGCUGGAAUCCCUGUUUCGAAGUCCAGUCAAACAGUCGCUGUUCCGGGCGCCAUCCAAAGAGUUUCUGGCACGAACCUCCUCUAGAGAUUCUUUAAACCAGCUGGACUUGGACGCCUCCACCUCUGCAUUUGAUCCACCAUCUGACGUUGAGAGCGAGGCGGAGGAUGCCAUGGGGAACGUGGACAGCCUUACGGAAGACCAGCUGCUUUGGCGUUUGAAUAAGAGCGAGCGCUGUAUAAAUACCUACAGAGAGAAAUAUUCAGAGCUUUUCAGUGCUUAUCAAGUUUCCCAGAGAGAGAAGAAAAAGCUACAGAGCAUUUUAGGCCAGAGUCAGGAUAAAGCGCUUCAGAGAAUUGGAGAACUGCGUGAGGAAAUCCAAAUGGGCCAACAAGCUAAAAAACACCUCCAGGAUGAGAUGGAUGCUUCUCUGGAAGAGAAAGAUCAACUUAUCAGUGUUCUUCAAACCCAGGUGUCCCUUUUAAAGCAGCGGUUGAUGAAUGGGCAGAAGAUUUUUAACUCCUCCACAUCAGAAUCCCAAAACGAGUCUCAGACCUCAAGCACUAUGGAAGAAUCGUCCCUCAGGCCCGAUCUAGAAUCAGGAAACAUUGCCAGAGAUUCAGUAGACGUAGAAACCCUUCAGCAGAGAGUUACACGGCAAGAGAACUUACUAAAGCGCUGUAAAGAGUUGAUUCAGUCCCACAAGGAGCGGUCCACCCUGUUAUCCAACGAGAAAGAAGCACUACAGGAGCAGCUGCAAGAGAGACUUCAGGAACUAGAGAAAAUGAAGGAACUCCAAAUGGCUGAGAAGACAAGGCUGAUUACUCAGCUGCGGGAUGCCAAGAACCAGAUUGAGCAACUUGAACAAGAUAAGGGCAUGAUAAUAGCAGAGACGAAGCGUCAGAUGCACGAGACGCUGGAAUUGAAAGAAGAAGAAAUCGUCCAGCUGCGGAGUCGCAUCAAGCAGAUUACCCUCCAGGGGGAGAAGUUGCAAGAACAGAAAGAGAAGUCAGAGAAAGCUGCUUUCGAGGAGCUUGAGAAAGCCUUAAGUACAGCCCAGAGAACCGAAGAAGCCCGGAAAAAGCUGAAGGCAGAGAUGGACGAGCAGAUCAAAGCCAUAGAGAAAACGAGUGAAGAGGAACGGGUGAACCUUCACCAGGAGCUGAGCCGGGUGAAGCAGGAAGUCGUUGACAUUAUGAAGAAAACUUCAGAGGAACGACUCUCUCAGUUACAGAAUCUGCACGAGCAAGAACUGAUUAAGAAAGAGCAAGACCUGAAUGAGAAAUUCCGGGCUCGAGAAAAGGAACUUCAGGAACAAAUGAAAGUUGCUCUUGAGAAGAGUCAAAUAGAGCAUUUAAAAACAGCUCAAGAAAAGGAACAGCAAGGAUCCUUGGCCCUUGAAGAAUUAGAGUUGCAGAAAAAAGCUAUAAUCUCAGAGAGUGAGAAUAAACUUCAGAACCUUCAACAAGAAGCAGAGACAUAUAGAACUCGAAUUCUCGAAUUGGAAAGUUCCCUGGCAAAGUACUCUCAAAACAGUGAAAAUCAAUCUGCCGAAUUAACGUCGCAGAUCGAAGCUGCAAAGAGCCAGCAUAAUGAGGAAAUCACAGCCCUGGCAGAAAACCAUAAGGCAGAGCUAGAAAACCUCCGGGAGCAGCUGGCCCAUCAGUGGACCGAUAAGCUCCGAGUCCUGAAAGAACAGCACAAGGCCAGUGUGGAGAAACUGAGGGAGAAACAUGAACGAGAACGUGACGCCCUUUUGAGGGAAAAAGAGACAGCCUUCCACGCACACAUAGAGGAAAUGAACAAUAGAAUGUUAGAAAAACUUGACGUGAAACAAACGGAGCUGGAAGCGUUAUCUUCCGACUUAGCCGAAGCCCUAAAAGUUCGCCUCAGGCUAGAACAAGAGCUUUCUUCAUUGCAGAGCGAGGCAGAGGCAGUUAAACAAGAGCAGCAGUUAAAGCUGCAGGAGGAAAAGGCCCGUCACCAGGAACAAGUGGACAGUGCGAUGAAGGAACGAGAAAUAUCCUCCCAGAAAGUCGAGAAGGCCCUGAAGGAUGAAAUUAAUCAACUGUGUCUUCAACUGAAGGAGAAGGAUGACGAUUUAGCUGAGCAGAGAGAACGAGGGCGAAAGCUAGAGGAAUCCUCGAAGGAGGCCAAAGCCGAGGUUAAACGAUUGUCUGCCGCGCUUGACGGUGUCCAGUCCCAACAAGAUAAUUCGAGCCAAUGGUUGAAGGCUUAUGAAGAUCAGCUGGCCGAGCUCCGAUCAAAGUUGUCGGCCAUGGAAGCAGAAGAAAGUCAACUGAAAGCCCAGGCGGUGGAAACCAAAUUCCAACAGAAGGAAGGCAGGGCCGAAUUAGACUCGUACAAAAUCCAGGUUCAGGAAUUGACACGGCAACUUGAGACGCAGAGAGACGAGAUGGAUAAGAAAGUCGCUUCCCUAACAGAGCUGUACGAGGCUCGCUCGAAGGACAUUAGCAAAGAACAAGAAGAGACAAGACGAAGGUUGGCUGAGAGGGAGAAUGAAAUCGUACAAAUGAAAGCCCUCCAGGUCAAGGAGAUAGAGUAUCUCCAACAAAAACUAUCAGCCAAGGAAGAGAGCAUCAGCAUGUUGCAAGGCGAAUACGAGAGCAAACUCAAAAAUCAAGAAACAAAGAUGGAAAAACUCAAACAGAAAGCGAAGGAGAUGCAAGAAACAUUCAAGAAGAAACUGUCCGAACAGGAAGCCAAGCUUAAGAAGGAGCUUGAAAACACCCAUCUGGAGCUCAGUCAAAAAGAAAAACAGUUUAAUUCAAAAAUGUUGGAAAUGGCGCAUGCGAGCUCAGCUGGGAUUAAUGAAGCUGUGUCAAAGCUGGAAAAGAACCAGAAGGAACAGCUCGAAAACCUUGCUGAAACUCAUCAGCGGGAACUUACCGAGGUCAGAUUAACCUGGGAAGAGAAACUCAGUCAGCAAGUCGAAGAGUUCCGGGAAGAGCGUGAGGUAGAACGUCGGGAAAAAGAGCAAGAAAUAGUGGAGUUGAAGGACAGGCUUUCGGCUUUCUGUUCGGAAAAGGAGAGGACGGGAAAGGAACUGACGAGGCUGAAGGAAGAGGGAGCCAAACGGGAUUCCUUUUUGAACGAGGUGCAAGAACAGCUAAAGGAGGCGUCCGCCCAAGUGAGAGUCCUCUCUCAAAGCGAAACGGGCCUGAGGGCCCAGCUCGAAGAACUAGAAAGCUCCCUGAGCCAGUCUCAGAGCGAAAAGACGCUCCUUCAAGACCGGCUUGCCGAACUUAGGGGUCUUGAAGAUGACGCCAAGACCAGGGUUUCCGACCUGUCUGACGAAUUGAAAAGUUCGGAUGAGAAGCUGAAGGCUCUGGGAGCCGCCUGUGAGGAAUAUGAGAGGAAACUAGAGGGAAAAAAUCUGGAAUUCCAGAAGGCGACAGAGGAACUGGCCGCCCAGCUCAGUGCAUGCUGUGGGAAAACGGAAGCCUUCUUUCAUGCCGAAACCGAGAAGCUGCUCACUGAAAGCAACACCAAAAUCAAAGCCGUCCUCUCCAGGCUCGCCGUUUGUCAGUCUCGGACGAGCAAGGUGAAAGAGGUCCUUUUGGCACGGGUGGGUCAGGUUCCCGAAUUGGAAGCACAGCUCAGGAGGGUCACUGAAGAGCAGGCCGCGGCGAGCAACACCCUGUGCCAGUCCACCAAGCACUUGCAAGAGAAAGAGAGUCAGAUCAUCAACCUGAGGGCUGACAUCGAACGUCUGGUGGCAGAAAACGAAGCCCUGCGGGAGGAAGGAGGUCACCAGCAGCGGACUGCCUCUGAGAAAGAGGCCUGCAUCGUGCAGCUGAGGACAGACCUGUCCACCCAUGUCGAUGCUGUCUCUGCAGUGAGAGGGGAACUGGAAGAAAAGAAAUCGGAGGUGGCCAGCCUCAACAGACUAGUGAGCGAACUCCAGCUUCAGAACCGCACUGACUUAACUGAGAAAGAGGCUGCCCUAGCUCUGCUCAGCGAGCAGCACCGAGAGGAUCGGCUGGCGCUUUUGAGUCAAGUGGAGGAUUUAGUUCUGAAGGUCGACACCCUGAACAGAGAAAAAGCUUCCGCUCUGGAACAAGUAGAUAGCUGGUCCAUGCAAGUCGCCGAAUGGAAAGGGAAAGCACAGGCCACUUGUGCGCAGAGCGAGGGUACCGUGAAGGAAUUAGAAAAGCAACUAGAAUUAAAAACCAGGGAAAUGGACGAAAAAGACAAACAGAUAAGCCUGCUGAAGGAGGAUCUCAGUAAACAAAGUAAGCAGUUGGAGAGCCUGAAGAGUGAAAUGGAAGAACAAAACCAGAGAGAGACUCAGGGGAGGGACUUAGCCGCUCAGUUAGCCUCCCAAACAGCCAGAAUUGCAGAAUUAGAGGAGCAGGUCACCAAGAAAACAGCCGAAAAUGAACACCUAAUGGAAGAUCUGAAGAGACACAAUCACCCCCAGGUUAUCGAACAGCAAGAAGGAGUUCACAAGCCCCAACACACUCAAGAAGGAAAGCGGGACAGGCUUAAAGGAGCCGAAGAAAAGAUUUUAAGGCUUGAGAAGCAAGUGGAUUCGAUGGAAGCUGAGCUGGAAGCGAAGCAGAGGGACUUUGACUCUAUGAAAGAUUCAAGUGGGAAAAGCCAGGAAGAGGCACUAAAGGCCCUAGAGGAGAGGCUGAAUGUUGAAAGUGCUGCAAAACUAGCAGACUUGAAGAAGAAGGCGGAGCAGAAAAUCGCCGCUAUCAAGAAGCAGUUGCGGUCUCAGAUGGAGAAAAAAGAGCAGCAGUAUAAGAAAGAGACGGAAAACCAGUUAGAAGAGAUGAAUCAAAAAAUACGGGAAAGUGAGAAAGAAAUUCAGACUCUCCAAGAAAAACUUAAGGCAAAUGAAAGCUCCCCAGGAUUUGAAAAAGUGACAGUGCCAAAGGAGACGAAGUGUGUGAAGGCCUCCAAAGGGCAGAAAGAAACAGAUGCUCCCAAUAGCGAUGUACACAUCUAUGAAGAAAAACUACAUUUGUUGCAAAGAGAUUUAGAGGCCAAAGAUAAGUUGUUGCAGAAAUUAGAAAGAGAAAAGGAAGAGGAGGACAUGUCUCAACGUGGGAUGCACAAUCAAAGGCAGGAGCUGUUCCCGGAAAUAGAAAACCUGGAGAAGAAGCAACAAGUGGAAUCGGAUGGGCUCCGGAAUGAACUGGAAGAAUGGAGUAAGAAGUAUGUGCUGUUUGCCACCCAGAAUGCCAAAGAAGAUGGAAUGGGAAAUUCCAGAGCUGGAGAGCAGCCGGUGGUGGACAGCCUGAUGACGAUCGUCCAGAAAGCUCUGCAAGAAAAGGAACGGAACCAUAAAUUCAUGGAACAGAAGAUCAAAGAGCUGAAUGACCGCUUAGUCAGUGAGAAGGAAGCCCAUCGGCUCGAGGUAGAGGAGUGGACUUGGAGAUGUGAAAAAUCUCAGGCCCUUCAGAAACCUUGUGAUAUAAAAAUGAACCCCCCAGAAAUUGUUCCUGAAAGCACCCAGGAAAUCAGGAAGACGGAGGUGGAACUUCGGGGCAUGCUUAGCAGUUUCGGGGAGCAGCAGAAGGAACUGCAGUCAAAGCUAGAGGAUGCUGAGAGGGAGAAGCAGAAGCUGCAGAAAGAGAAAAACCAAUUGCAGAAGGACUUGCGGGCUCUGAGGAAGGUGCAUCAGCAAGAACUGGAGAUGAUAAAAAAGGAAUCUGAAAAAGAAAUGGAAGAGACAAUCAAUGCUCUUGCCAGAACUGAACAGGAAGAUUUGGAGCUGAAGCAUAAUUCCACGGUAAAGCAACUGAUGAGGGAGUUUAACACCCAGCUGGCUCAAAAGGAACAUGAGAUGGAAGCCACCAUAAAAGAAACGAUCAGUAAGGCCCAGGAGGUAGAAGCUGAACUACUGGAAACUCAUCAAGAAGAGACAAAACAGUUGCAGAAAAGGAUUUUGGAGAAAGAAGACGAUCUAAAAAGAACAGCUAGAAAAUACGAAGAUAUCCUUGAGGCUCGAGAAGAAGAAAUGAUGGCAAAAGUAGUUGAAUUGCAAAACCAACUUGAGGAACUGCACAAGGAAUACCAAAACCUCCAUGAUAAGGGGAAUCAGAGUGGUGAUGAUGUAACAAUCAUGGAGCUCCAGACACAGUUGGCACAAAAGACCACCCUUGUCAGUGAUUCAAAACUGAAAGAGCAAGAGUACAGAGAACAGAUUCACACCCUAGAAGACCGUUUGAAAAGGUACGAGAAGAAUAUUUAUGUUACAGCAACAGUUGGAACACCUUAUCAAGACGGAAAUCUGUGCCACACAGCAGUCACGCAGUUUGGCGAGCCUACUGAGUUUGAGUAUUUGCGAAAGGUGAUGUUCGAAUAUAUGAUGGGCCACGAGACCAAGACACUGGCCAAAGUGAUCACCACUGUGCUGAAAUUCCCUGCUGAUCAGGCUCAGAAAGUCUUAGAAAGAGAAGAUGCUCGACCUCGGUUUGCCUCUCCUCGCAGUGGUAUCUUCUGAGUAAACCAUCAGUCUGUGCUUAGUUAGCAUGUGGUCAUGGCUACAAUUUUAGUCUUGAAGACAUUUUCUAAAGAUUUUUUCCCAAUACUGCUGCUUAGGAAACCUUCGCUUCCGGGUCAUCUUUGAGAGCUGCAAUGAAGAGAGAGGAUUUUUAUGUUUCAAUAACUUGUGCAAUACAUUUUGAGGUGGAAUUUAAUAGAUGAUUUCUGGGUAAAUUAAACUAUUUGAUUAUUCUAUUACAACUUGAGUGUUUGCUAAAGACUAGUUCUUUCGGCUUUUGCCUAUAACAAAUCCAAAUGGCAGUACCUCAUUUGUUUACUUAGUUUUUGUACUUAUAUUUUCCAGAAGAAGAGAAUACUACUGUAAAUUGUAAAUAGGUAAUACCUAACUCUCAUUUGCUGAUCUGUGACUGUUGGCAAUCUUAAUCUGGGAGGAACAGAGGAAAAAUAAAAGUUUAUUUACUGUAUAAAA
Messenger RNA from Ornithorhynchus anatinus (platypus), 7399 nucleotides. RefSeq names its product golgin A4 (gene GOLGA4). The transcript is spliced from 26 exons. The record is from RefSeq and is a predicted model, not a curated record. Gene Ontology annotation, molecular function: small GTPase binding. Gene Ontology annotation, cellular component: Golgi apparatus. Gene Ontology annotation, biological process: Golgi vesicle transport. Lineage: Eukaryota; Metazoa; Chordata; Mammalia; Monotremata; Ornithorhynchidae. The coding region runs from base 68 to 6928 and encodes 2286 amino acids.